Messenger RNA from Lytechinus pictus (painted urchin), 3847 nucleotides. RefSeq lists its product as uncharacterized. The record is from RefSeq and is a predicted model, not a curated record. Lineage: Eukaryota; Metazoa; Echinodermata; Echinoidea; Temnopleuroida; Toxopneustidae. Bases 231 to 1310 code for a protein of 359 amino acids. The transcript has 2 exons. Gene Ontology annotation, cellular component: plasma membrane. Gene Ontology annotation, molecular function: calcium ion binding. Gene Ontology annotation, biological process: homophilic cell-cell adhesion.
CGCAUCAAUUUGCCGUUAAUUUCGACGCGAUAGUGACUAGGAACAUUGUUUGGAAUACAUACCGGUAUUAUAGCAAGAAAUCUAAAUAGAUAAAAUCAAAAGGAGUGAGGUGUCAGCCAUGAACCACAUGUAGGAUUAAAGGACAACUGUUGUGCAAUUUUUGUCGUCAAUGGGAUUUUUCAAGUAAAGGAAAGUUUCAGACGAUUGUCCAGAUUGGGGAAAGAAGAACAAUGGCUGUGAAGUUCAGGUGGAAUAUGACACAUUGUAUGUGUUUAUCUGCAAUAUUUCUAUUAGCAACAUUACAACUAACAAUUGGCCUCACUUUGCCUAAGAUCAAUGUGCCUUCUAAUGCCUUGCCAGGAUUCAGAGUGACUGAAGUAAAGAAAGAAGGGCAAAGUUCAGAACUUCUUUCAGACUCAGAUAUUCACAAUCUGUUCCAGAUAGCUGAAAAUGGUGCUUUGGAAGUCAAGAACUCCUUGAAGCACCUGGCGAAUAGUGACAUUGCUCUCAAAAUUAGACACACACUAAGAGAUCGAUCAUGGGACGACCUCAUGAAUAUAUAUGUUGAGGACUCUUCUCUUGAGUUUUUAAAGAAGUCUUAUAGAGGAUAUGUCCUCGAGAGUGAUGAAGCAAACCAAGAAGUUGUGGGCCUGGAUGAUCUCCAGGUGAAGUCCACAAAACCUAUAUCAUACCAGCUAGCUGGAGAGGAUAGUGAUGAUUUCAGGCUUGAAGUCGGCCCUGAAGGCAGAGUUCACAUCUUCACCAAAGCUCCUGUCGACAUGGAUAUAACUUCACAAUUUCAUCUGGAAAUGGUAGCUUCAGAUCCAGAUCUUUCCAAAGCUACCGCAGAGCUUCUUAUUGAUGUAGUCACAGUGAACAACCAGGUACCACCCUUAGUGAAGGAGUCAACCAACCAGUUUCAUGCGUAUGGGAAUGAUAUGUUGUUUCCUCCUGAUGAGCCUGUGGAAUUGGUCCAUGUUCGUGUCCAGCGUGAUAUCCUUCCUGGAAAAUCUGUAAAUCUUUCAGAGUCCACAGAAGUGGAUGCUGUCGUCCACACCAUAACCGUAGUCGGUACUGAUCUGCGUUAUGCCAUGGGAUCUCCUGCCAAUGAGAAGUUCUCCAUCGAUGAGAUGUCUGGAGAAAUAAGGCUGUUGGAAACCAUAAAUUAUGAAUCUAACGCCACUCCUCAGGAAAUAGUGAAUGUGGUGAUUACAAAUGCUUCUGAUUCAGGUAAGCUCAUGAAAUUCUGUCUUCCAAAAAGUAAAUAUUUACCAUCUUUGUCUCGCAUGCAUGGCAGAGUGAGACUAUAGGCCUGCGCCGCUUUUCUGAUGGUGGCGGCGGAGAUGGCGGUGACGGCAGCGUCGUCAACAUUAAAUUUCUCAACCACGGUUAAGUUUUUGAAAUGUCAUCUUAAAUCAAAAAGUAUUUGAAAAUAGUUCAUGAAACUUAGACAUAAGAGUAGUCAAGUAGUCAAGGAUCUCCGUAGCAUUAAUGAUCGCAUUACCGGUAUUCAAAUGCUCAUAACUUUCUCAUUAUUAGUCUGAUUUUUUCCUCAAACUUUCUUUGAUCUUAUUCUUUGAUUUUUCUGUUUCCACACAAGCCCACUUGUUCCAAAGAUUUCAUUUUGAAACAACGUUUGCAAACGCUGAUUCUGUCUACGCAGUGGAAGCAUAAACACACCCUAAGAGUAAUAAAGUAUUAUUGAACAUCCUGUGUCAGUUUCAGAUCAUGACCAUGGCCAAAGGUCAUUUACAUGUACAAGUAUUAAGGUCAAUGAACUUUGGCAAUGUUGGGGGUAUUGUUGAAUUGCAAUCAGACAUGAAUUGAUAGUUAAUGGAUCUUGUUCAUGCAACAAGGACAAAAGGGUAAUCAGGUAUCACUAAUAUUGUUUUGCACAAUCUUACAUGUAGGUCAAAUGAUCAUAUGAAUGGUGUUUUUUGUGAAUAAUUAUAAAUAAUUUAAAGGACAAGUCCACCCCAACAAAAAAUUGAAUUGAAUAAAAAGAGAAAAAUCCAACAAGCAUAACGCUGAAAAUUUCAUCAAAAUCGGAUGUAAAAUAAGAAAGUUAUGACAUUUUAAAGUUUUGCUUAAUUUCACCAAACAGUUAUAUGCACAUCCUGGUCGGUAUGUAAAUGAGACUGAUGAUGUCAUCCACUCACUAUUUCUUUUGUAUUUUAUUAUAUGAAAUAUUACAUAUUCUAAUUUUCUCCUUAUUGUCAAGUGAAACAACUAUUAAUUCCUCCCUGAACAUGUGGAAUUAGCAUUGCUUAAUACUAUAUGGUUCAGUCUAGUUGGUCCUUAUUGUCAAAUCUGCAAAAAAAAGAGAAAUAUUGUAUAAUUCAAACAAUAAAAAACAAAAGAAAUAGUGAGUGGAAGACAUCAUCGACUGUCUCAUUUGCUUGUCACUGAAUUGUGCAUAUCACUGUUUUGUGAAAAAUAAGCGAAACUUAAGAUGUCAUAACUUUCUUAUCUUACAUCCAAUUGUGAUGAAAUUUUCAGCGUUAUGCUUGUUUGAUUUUUCUCUAUUUCUUCAAAUCAACAUUUUUCUGGGGUGGACUUGACCUUUAAUAGUUUUUAAAGUCAGCACUGCUGCUAUUUUGAAGUACACAAUGUGCAUGAUUUAGUACCGGAUUAUUCCUUUAAGUUCCAGAUGGUACUUUCGAGUGUCUAGAUCCAAUGAAAUCAAUUUGCCACAAUUACUCUGUGGUGUGUAUGGUAAAGUCAUCUAUGAGGAAACCAAAUGUCAGAGAUCUGUGAAUGGAUGCAAUUUUCCAAGAUAGAAUGCUGUUGUUGUUUUAUGGACAGAUUAUGAUAAAUUACAUACAUGUCCACUGUUCAAGGAAAUUUCUAAAAUUAUAUUUGUCAAUUUUCAUCUUCUCAAUAACUACAGUAUGUUAUCAAAUACCAAUUGCAGCAUACACCGUAGAUUCCAUCAUACAUCUCAAAAUGCUAUAGAGCUUUUAAUUAAUACUCAAGAGUUUUUGUCUCUAGAGUGUAUUUACAUACUAUUCGUGUGCAUUCCCAAGAGAGAAAAUGACACUGCCUGGUACUGUGUGGACUACAAAUGUAUUAUAAUCAGGUUAUCAGUUUCCUCCUGUGUCUCCUUUUGUUAUGAAUGGGAAAUUAUUUUCCAGUUUUGGAGUAAUUUUUUGGGGUAAUUUUAGCAUUGAUACAAGUUGACACAGAGCCCUCAUGAUUGUGCAUGGAAUGCAGGGAAUAAUCUUCCUGGUAUCGCAUCACAAUUUGCUCCACAUUAUUUAAAGUCUGUAGCAGAUUUAGGAUUGUAAAGUUGUGAGAUUUGCUAAUUAAUUUGACCCAAAGUGCUAAUCAAACUGGAUGAGCAAAAUAAUUCCCUCAAAUGCCUAAUAUUUCUACAUGUAUCGUAAUAAACUGUGUUCAUUGACUAUUUAACAAUCAGGCAGACUCCAUUUGCGCUUUACAUAAUUAUACAAUAGACCUUGAAUACAAAAUGAAUGAAAACAGAUUGUAUUCAACUGCAGUAUGCAUCAUGCAAUCUUUAUUUUUGAAAUAGAGAUGGGUCUUAAGAACAGAUUUAUUUAAAGAACAAGUCCACCCCCCCCCAAAAAAGAGAUGAUUUGAAUAAAAAGAAAUCCGUAAGCAAAUGAGGAGACUGGUGAGUGGUGACAUCAUCCACUCACUAUCUCUUUUGAAUUUUAUUAUAUGAAAUAUGAAAUAUUCUAAUUUUCUCCUCAUUGUCCAAUGUCCAGUGAAACAAUGAUUAAUUCCUCCCUGAACAUGUGGAAUUAGCAUUGUUUAAUACUAUAUGGUUCAGUCAAGUUGGUACUUAUUGUCAAAUCUGUAAAAAAUGAAAUAUUGUAUUUAAUUC